Molecule: messenger RNA, 414 nt
Organism: Schistosoma mattheei
Lineage: Eukaryota; Metazoa; Platyhelminthes; Trematoda; Strigeidida; Schistosomatidae
Source: the annotation of a GenBank genome assembly
AUGAUGAUGAUGAUGAUGAUGAUGAUGAUGAUGAUGAUGAUGAUGAUGAUGAUGAUGAUGAUGAUGAUGAUGAUGAUGAUGAUGAUGAUGAUGAUGAUGAUGAUGAUGAUGAUGAUGAUGAUGAUGAUGAUGAUGAUGAUGAUGAUGAUGAUGAUGAUGAUGAUGAUGAUGAUGAUGAUGAUGAUGAUGAUGAUGAUGAUGAUGAUGAUGAUGAUGAUGAUGAUGAUGAUGAUGAUGAUGAUGAUGAUGAUGAUGAUGAUGAUGAUGAUGAUGAUGAUGAUGAUGAUGAUGAUGAUGAUGAUGAUGAUGAUGAUGAUGAUGAUGAUGAUGAUGAUGAUGAUGAUGAUGAUGAUGAUGAUGAUUUGGAUAAUGAUGACGAACAUCAUCCUUAUUAUUCUAUUCCAUAUCCCAUAG